This is a messenger RNA of Pyricularia pennisetigena, 306 nucleotides long. RefSeq lists its product as uncharacterized. The record is from RefSeq and is a predicted model, not a curated record. Bases 1 to 306 code for a protein of 101 amino acids. The transcript has 3 exons. Lineage: Eukaryota; Fungi; Ascomycota; Sordariomycetes; Magnaporthales; Pyriculariaceae.
AUGGACUGCAUCAACCCAGCAAGGCGGGUUGCACGAGGUGCCGCACACGCACCUGUUGGUGUCGCUGUUGCACAUGCCGUAGCCGCCGGUGCUGGAGCAGCAGCUGGAGACGCCGCCGGAGCAGCUAAAGGCCGAGCCGCAGUUGCAGGCGCGGCGGGCGAGCUCGGAGCGGGCCUCGAGGCCGGCGCCGGCGUCGAACCGGGCCUCAAUGGUGCCGGGUGCGCUGUUGGUCACAGCGGCGCUGCUGGCCAGGGUGGCGAGGGCGAGGGUGAUGAUGGUGCUGGCGAUUUUCUCUCGUUGGUAUGA